AUGAAACGCCAAAUUUUAGGCAGUGUGGUCGGCCUGGUUGCCUCCUUUUCCGGCUUGGCAUCAUCAAAAUCAUUAUUACCAUCAACAUCAUUACAUGCCCGAGACGAUUCCUCGACUUGCCCGGAGCCUUCGUAUGUCGCGGACAAUGGCCUCGAGUUCGACACAAGCUGUGGAAUUGAUUUCCUCUUUACCGAACUCGCAGAACAGACGGAGCCAACCAUGGCUAAUUGCAUGGAUUCAUGUUCUGAGUACCAGCCUCCUUGCUAUGGCGUAACAUACUACACCCAAAACCAGACGUGUUCAUUCAAGGGAAUCGGCAUAAACUCGAGUUUUGCGAGCACAUCAGAUGCCGACAAUGUCGAUGUCAACAGCGCGCUCGCAAAUGUGACACAAAUGCUGCCAUUGGACACGGCUUGUCCGUUCCAAAACAACUCCAACAUCCCGACGGCUAAUGAGUUAUCUUUUCAUAUUCUCUGUGGUCAGGACAUGGGCGGCUAUGGCGACUAUUUGCCGUGGACGAUACUAAGUCGAGCACACACAGACACGAUGAUAGAUUGUAUGGACCUUUGCUCGCACGCGCAUCCGCUCUGUCUCGGAGUAUCCUGGAAUCCAGAUCUCACUGCUGGCUACGGAAACUGCUAUCUGAAAAACACACAAGACGGAGGGGUUCCCUUCACUCCGACUAACUAUGUAGCUCAUUCCGCACUUGUCACCAUGCCAAUAAUCGGCGCGUGCUCUCCUACCGCUCUACCGGCACAGAUUACAAGCGACAAAAAAGAAUUCGACGUGUCAUGUUUCGGAGCCCGAGCCGGAAGCAACAACUUCACAUCCGUCUAUAGCCAGAAUAUCACUGGGUGCAUCGAUCAAUGCGCAGCCUAUGGUGGACCAGAGUCGUGUAUUGGUGUCUAUUACGACAAUUCAUUUGUGGAUGGGUAUGAAAAUUGCUAUAUGUUGGACAACAUCGGCUCCGAGACUGUCCCUAAGAAUUCUACCUAUGCUGAGCUUGUUUCUGGGGACCCCUCGGGCUCGACCUCAACGCCAGUUACGUCUACAGUCCCAUCGCCAACAGCAAGCAGUACCAGCACCAGCACCAGCGCCAGCACCAGCAGCUCCGGAGGUUCAUCCAGCAAAGCGUGGAUCGCAGGGCCGGCUAUAGGCGGUGUCGCGGCUGUGGUUAUUGUUUUUGCAGGAUUUUUCUGGUGGCGAAGACGGCAAAUUGUACCAGACGAAAAGAAAUUCGCACCUAUUUAUCAAAGUUCGCAGGUGGACUCCCCGGGCCUACACGAGCUACCUCGUUAUCCGGUAAGCGAGAUGGACGCGAGGGAGUCAAGACAUGAACUACCGAGCUAA
This is a messenger RNA of Talaromyces rugulosus, 1350 nucleotides long. RefSeq lists its product as uncharacterized. The transcript is spliced from 2 exons. Bases 1 to 1350 code for a protein of 449 amino acids. The record is from RefSeq and is a predicted model, not a curated record. NCBI's taxonomy places the organism in Eukaryota, Fungi, Ascomycota, Eurotiomycetes, Eurotiales, Trichocomaceae.